GUCUCAUGCCCGCUGCUUCUUAAAUAUUCAAACUCUUCUAAUGAUGCAUGCAUUAUCCCUUGGUGGAGAGAAAAGGAGAUAAUUUCUGAAGAGAGUAGAUCACAUGGUCUAUGUCCUUUGACACCGGAGGAGGCAGCCUUAGUUCUGCGAGCCUUAAGUUUUGGUAGGGAAACACAGAUUUAUAUUGCAGCUGGUGAGAUUUAUAGGGGUGAACGUAGACUUGUACAACUCAGAGCUGCGUUUCCACUAAUUGUGAAGAAGGAAACCUUGUUGGUCCAUGAUGAUCUGCAGCAUUUCCAGAAUUACUCGUCGCAGAUGGGAGCUUUGGAUUUUAUGGUUUCAGUAGCCAGUAACACCUUUAUUCCUACCUAUGAUGGGAACAUGGCAAAGCUCGUGGAAGGUCAUCGUAGGUAUUUUGGUUUUAAGAAAACCAUCUUACUGGAUAGAAAAAAUGUAGUAGAAUUGGUUGACAUGCAUCAGAAUGGAAGCCUUCAUUGGAAAGAGUUUGGAGAUGCAGUGCGAGAGGUUCAUGAAAAGAGAAAUUGCAAGCCUUCAUUGGAAGCCUUCUGCAAUAAUCCAUUUAGAAACUGA
Molecule: messenger RNA, 591 nt
Organism: Gastrolobium bilobum
Lineage: Eukaryota; Viridiplantae; Streptophyta; Magnoliopsida; Fabales; Fabaceae
Product: rhamnogalacturonan I rhamnosyltransferase 1-like
Exons: 3
Cellular component (GO): chloroplast; cytoplasm
Source: RefSeq, a predicted model, not a curated record